GCUCUCCAGCCCGAGCGCGCGUGUGCAAGGGCCCCGCCGGGUAGGAGACGCCGGCCUCGGCGGGAGGAAGGAGCCGCGGCGCCAGCCCCCUCUCCGCUGCCCGCGGCCGCAGCAGCAUGCCGGGCGGGGGCUCCCGGGGCGUCCCGGCCAGCGGCGGCGGCCACUGCGCAGGUGGCAGAGAGUGCUCAGCACGGGCAGCAUGCCAUCGGAGGCGGCGGCUGGCACGGAGGCCAGGCUACAUGAGAAGCAUACCUGGGCCUGGGAUCAGGUUCCUCCCUGCAGUGGCAGAUACAACAUUCUGUGUCCCAGGAGGGGUGAGUGGUGAGGAGUCCCAUCACUCUGCAUCUGGGGCUGGACACUGUGCCCUUGGCCUGAGCGGCCAAUGUCAAGGCCCCUCUUCGAAGUGUCCUGCUUGCAAGAGCUCACCAGCCCCUACUGUGGUCUCUGUGGGCCACCUAAAUCAGGCCCAGACCUCUGUGAGCAGAGCCUCUGGGGCCCCAGUACACUUUGGGAUUCAGCUCAGAACUGGCACCAGGCUUAUGGACAGGCUGUGCAGCUCUGGGGACACUGGGCUUCGACAAGAGCGUUUGUCUGUGGACAGUGGCAAGACCCCAGUCACUAGCCAGGAUACAGCCUGCAAUGGAGGAGCAGGAGGCGCCCACGCCACAGACUCUUCGGCACCAGCAGAAGCAAGUGGCCACCACUGCAGGGUCCAAAGAGGCCUCUUCACCCCACCAGCCCCUUCUGGUCCCCAUGAAGCCUUUGCCUCCCGCUUCAGCUUCAUUCAGCUCUCUCUUAGCUCUGCAGGGAAACAUGGAGAGGCAGAACGCUGCCCGCCAUCCAGAGAGGCUGAGUGCCCUCAUGAAAGCUGUGCCAACAUCGGAGCUGUGCCUUCCAGCUCAGACAGGCCCCAUGGAGACCCUGGAUAUCUCUCAGGGUCCUUCUAUCCUGCAGCUACCCGGGGCUCUACAGACUUGGCCCAGGAGGAAGGGAGCAGCUUAUGCCCAGAGUGGGACCUGCUUUCUUCCCUGGACCUCGAUGCAGGCUCUUCCUUGGGUCCCACGCUGCCUGGCUGCUGUGGUGACAGGGGCUGCAACUCAGGAGAUGCUCAUGGUUGGGAUGCCCUGCUCAGGAGAUGCGAGCCUGUGCUGCACGACUGUCUGCAGAGCGGCUUGAGGCAGCUGGAGGCAACAACUUUAAAAUUAAAGCUUCAGAAACUUCAGCAGAAAGCAAUUGGUGAUGAUGAUUAUGAUCAAGCUGAGAUGCUGAGACAGAGAUUGGAAGACCUGGAACAGGAGCGAGGCCACCUGGCUGUGGUGCUCCCAUCCCUGCAGCCAGCCAUCAGCAGCUUCCUGGGCUACCUGGUGACCCAGGCCCAGGCCACCCUGCACCGAGCUACUCAGCCGGCCGGCAGUGACUGUGUCCCAGCCCCACUUGGAAGCCAGUGCCAGGCCCCUGAGCCCAUGGUCCAGGGCAGCCUGCAUGAGGCCCAUGCACGGAGAGACUCGCUUCUCCAGGAGAAGCAGCAGCUACAGAAAGAAGUGGAGGCUCUUCAAGAAAGGAUGUCUGCACUGGAGGCAAAAGAUCAGCAGCUGAGAAGGGAGAUAGAGGAACAGGAGCGAGAACUCCAGUGGGAGCACUGUGGCCUGGGGACACUGGUGGCCCAGCUACCCCGGGACCAGCUGCAGGAGGUCACUGAAGCCCUGAGGGACACGAUGGCUUCUGCCAACCAGAUCCCCUUCCACGCAGAGCCACCUGAAGCUGUCAGGAGCCUUCGGGAAAGAAUAAAAGUCCUGAACUUGUCACUUAAAGAAAUCACCAGCAAAGUGAGCAUGGGCGAGAAACUCUGCAGCACCCUGAGGAGGAGAGUCAGUGACCUUGAGACCCAGCUUCUGGCCUUGCUUGAAGCCAAAAUGCUUGCCAUAUCAGGAAGCCAUUUCUGCAUGGCCAAGGACCUCACGGAGCAGAUUCGCACCUUGACCUCAGAGCGAGAAGGGCUGGAGCCCAUUCUGGGCAGGCUGUGGGCACUCAGGUCUAGGACCGCCGGAGAGCUAGCCAGUGUGGUGGAAGACUAUAGCCGGCUGGCCCAGGAGCUGCAGCAUCAGGAGACUGUGCACAAAGCAAAUGUGAAGGAAAAUACUGUGAAGUACAUGGAAAUGCUGGAGGGCAAACUGCUCAGUUGCAAGUGUCUGCUGCUUGGAAGAGUGUGGGAAGCUGACUUGGAGGCCUGUCGGUUGCUGGUCCAGAGCCUGACUAUUGAAGAUGAGCAGCAGAUGGAUGGCACAGGGGCAGCUGCCUGGAUGGCCACCCUAGCCAGUCCUUCCAGACCCUCCUCUGAAGAUGGGAGGAAGAGCCCUGUACAGGCAUCCCAUGGGUGUAGUGCUCCUCUGACCACCUGUGCGCCCUGCAGGAGAGGUGAAUGGAAGCAGGAAUCUUACAUCCUUUCUGCAGAACUUGGAGAAAAAUGUGAAGCCAUAGGCAAGAAGAUAUUGCAUUUAGAAGAUCAGCUUCACACAGCAAUCCAUAGUCGUGAUGAAGACCUUAUUCAGUCUCUCAAGGGGCAGCUCCAGAUGGUGAAGGAGACGCUGCAGGCCAUGUUUCUGCAGCUCCAGCCAGCAAAGGAGGUGGGAGGAGGAGAAGCUGGGGCCGCUGCGCAGCAGCUGCAUCCUGGGAAGUACAGCCCCGAAGGGGCCCGGGAAGGAGAUGGUUUAUGCGUCACAAGGAUGGACUCCCUCGUCGCGGAUGUGCCCAGCUUAAUCAUGGAGACAGAGCCACGAGUCUCCCAGCAGGAAGCGGGACCCUUUUAUUCUCUUGAAUGAGAUGGAAAGUCUGGAAGUCGGGAUAUUGGAGUGCAUUUUACUGGCUUUCCUUCUAACUGUCACUUAGAAGUUCCUUUCCCAUGUCAUUUGUGGGAGUGAUUUUUCCUCUCACCCCCCGCUGAACAGUUGAGAGUGAAUUCUGCUGCAACAGUCUCUUUUCCUUGCACUGUUUUGCUUUCAGCUGCAACAAAAAUAGUUCCUGCAUCAAGGUCAAGUAGAGAGGACACCGAAUCGAAGGCUAGGGUUGCACACCUGCUGCUUUCCUGUGAGCACAUGAGCUAGGCAGCCCCAGAGCCUGCGGAGGCAGCCUCCACCUCACUGCUCCUAUGCCUGACCACUGUCCUGGGAAACUUCUCAGGCACUGGACUCCCUGCACGAACAGCAAGCUGGGCUUUUGUGGCAGUGACUGCAUCUACAACAAGGACCCAGAAUGUAGGGGAAGGGCACUGGCAAAGAGGAUGUGCGGGAGAGGGCAGGGCAUGGAUGAGGAGGAGAUGGCCCCGCCUCUCCUCUUCCUGCUGAACCUUUUUCCACGGCUGCCAGGCGGUUGACAGAGCCAGGAUGGAUUCACUAUCCUGCACAGAUUCCAUAGGCCAAGCAGUGGUCCCUGGGGUUCUUGCAGGCCCUGCUGGGAUGCUCUUCUGGCCUGCAGGGACUCCUGCUGUGAUGGUAGCAAAGCAAGCUGCACACUUAGGUUCAUUGCCCCAAGGGUCCCCAGGAGUGCCCUGCAGACAUUAGGUGACCGCCACACACUGUAACUUUUGUGUGGAGACCUCGUGCAUGUUAGCGUGCAUGCAUGUAGGAGCCAAAUGAAGACGCCCACUCGUUUUUGUUCAACCCCCAGCUCCCACAGAGUUUAAUGGCUUGUGUAUUUUUUCUAAUACCCCCAGUGGCAGGUUGGCCAGUAUUGUAGUCUCUGGGAGGUCUUUUUGUGAACAGUGACUUACAUCACUGACUUGUGUGCUGGAGACCAACCCAACUUUCCCACCAUGCUGAGCCUGCAGCUACCCGCACAGUCUGAGAAGCUGCAGUGGAUAAUGAGGCCUGUUGUGCUCCUGCUCCCACUAUUUGUGCAGGGCCGGUAAUGUUGCUGCUACCAUGGCGAUCCAUGGACAGGUGACAUUUUUAUUAUUUCCUGGUCACAUGGUCAUUUCCAGAAGGUGGCUGGUGCUUUGCUCAGCCUUCUGUGCUGCAUGACACCUCUGUCCUAUCAAGCGGAAGCUUUGCUUAAGCCAGCACUUGGCCAGAGGCCAGGCAACCUAGCAAAAGUGCCUGAUGUAUGAACACACUGCAUUGUAAAAAACAUACUGCAUAUUUGAAUCAUAAGCAUAAUUACUUUGUUCAGCAGACUUGAUUUUUCAAUAAUGGACCAAAUUCCUGAAUUAUUUAUAAUCAUAUCUUAAAAAGUACUGGCACCUGGAAUCUUUAAAUCCUUUAAUUCCAGGGAAGCAGUGUUGAAGAAAGUCAGGACUGACCACAUUGCCAGAAACAAAUUCCUACUCUGGUGUGUUUUUGAACAGCCUCCUGGACACAGGGCAUUUGAUGGUCACAAGCCCAAGUGUUUUUUAUUAAUAAGAUACCACCGUGAAAUAAUUCUGUGAGGUCAUGAAGGGUCUGAAAAUUCCAGAUGUUAAUAACAACUUUGAGUGUGCCCUAGAAGGGCCUCUUUGGUCCUUCCAGGGAUGGAGUAGCUACUUCCUUGUUAAGAUUUUCUGUUAAACUUCAGGAUGGAGCAAGAGAGUGACACUUCAGCCUCAUGCUGUUCCUCACCCCUCACUACUGCUUGGUUCUGGAGUGUCAUCAGGAGGCUGCAAAGGCCAGGGGCUUCUUCAGCUAUCUGCCUUCUCAUGCCAACAGCACUGUCCUCAGAGCAGCACCAUGUAUCCCCAGCCAUUCUUUCUAUAGGACAGUUUUCCAGGGCAACAUAAAAAUACACAAGAAAAGUUAGGAUUAAAAAAAAAGAAAGAAAAAUUAGGAUUUAGAUUUAAAAGCACAACAAUAAAAGCUUAAGCUGUUAUGGAGGUAACCAUGACCAUGGCAAAAGCGCACCUUGAAAAUGGUUCCUCGAGGGUUUGAUUUCACCAUGCCAUGGCAGGAGAAAAGAAGUGCGUAUUACGCUCUCAUCUUUCAGAGAUGCUGGCCUUCAAGUGGCCAUCCCAUCACCAACACGUUAGCUCUUUGAGCAUCCUGAAAUUUAAGACUGAAUUCUGAAAUUUUAAGGCUGUAAUGAUGGAGAGUUGUUCUCCUCUGCAGUAGGGCUGGUUUCCUCUAUAACAAGUUCAAGUUCAAUUCUGUUCCAUGCUGGGCCCUCACCAUGAUGUUGUCCUUUAAUCCUUAUAUCAUCCUCAAGAGGUGGUGUCUGCGGAUGGGGCUCCUGAGCCCUAGGAAGGCUGAUUCCCAAGGCUCAGAGCUGGGAAGAGGGGGAUGAGAGUAACCUAGGAGCUAACGACAGGCUGCUACCUGGACUAGGGCUCUGCCCCAAGUGUCCGUAACAUCCUGGUGGGACUGUGAGCCACGGAACUAUUGGGUUCACCCAGUUACAUGUUCACAACCACUUGGGAAUCCUGCCCAGAGAGUGGGAGAAACCAGAGCUAGGGCAGCCAAGGCUCCCUAUCCUCCAGGCCAGCCCCACUGUGUGGUCCAAAUUCAGACAGGCGGCAGCAGCCCACCAACCCCACUACUGUCCUGCUCCAUGUUCCCAUGUAUGGAGAAGGCAUCCCAGGACAACCACCCACAGCUGACACUGGGCAGAUUUUCCUGAAGAUCCUCAUGUUAUCAAUAUUUCUCAGAAAGCAUCUGUGUGCCAGGAAGUCUAUUCUGGAGAGAAAGUAACUAUAUGCUCAUUAAUCAAGCAUGUUCAUAUAUAAAAUCCAUACUUUUAUUUCUAAUAUCCUCACCUUAUCUAAUGCUUGAGUUUUGUCAUGUAAUUUAUUGCUUCAUUAAGUUUACUUUUCUAACACAAAAUUAAGUGAUCUUCAAACCAUGGUGCUCUUAAUGAUUUUUGUCUUCCCAGGUUUAAAUGAUAGAAAAAUGUAUCAGGUUUAUUCAUCUUCUUUUUCUGCUACAGGGUGAUUAAUUGUA
This is a messenger RNA of Octodon degus (degu), 5900 nucleotides long. RefSeq names its product disrupted in schizophrenia 1 (gene Disc1). Bases 117 to 2819 code for a protein of 900 amino acids. Gene Ontology annotation, cellular component: nucleus; intermediate filament cytoskeleton; centrosome. Lineage: Eukaryota; Metazoa; Chordata; Mammalia; Rodentia; Octodontidae. Gene Ontology annotation, biological process: regulation of DNA-templated transcription; neuron migration; cilium assembly. Gene Ontology annotation, molecular function: DNA-binding transcription factor activity. The record is from RefSeq and is a predicted model, not a curated record. The transcript has 13 exons.